GGGAACCCCUAGCCAAUUUUUUUCAUCCUUAAUGUCUGCCCCAGUUCCUGAACCUCCUCCUGCGUUUGCUGCUGCUGCUGCCAGCAUCUUGACAGGUGAGUACACAGCUCAGAAAGGAAUAAUCAGCAAGGUUGCUGAUGAAUUCAAUGUUUCCAGAAGAAGCAUAGGAGACAUAUGGAGCAGAGCUAGAAAACAGUUAAAGGAGGGAGUUGCCAUUGAUGUCAAAAGUAAGGUGUAUGGUAAUACUGGUAGGAAAAGAGUGGUCAUAGAUGUUGAAUCUAUCCCAAACAUUCCUCUAUCCCAAAGGACAACCAUCAGAUCACUAGCUGCUGCACUCGACAGAAGCAUUGUGCUUCAGCAAGACAAUGCCAGACCCCACAUUUCUGGGACAAAACAAGACUUCAUGACAGCAGGAAAUGCAAAUGGUUUCAACAUUACAUUAAGUAACCAACCCCCUAACUCCCCAGACCUAAACAUACUUGACUUGGGGUUUUUUAGAGCCAUCCAAUCUCUGAAAGAGAAGUGUGCUCCAAAAAAUGUGGCAGAACUUGUGGAAGCAGUUAGGGGUGCAUAUGCAGCUCUUACAGCAGAGACAUUGAACAAGGUAUGGUUAAGCUACCAAGAUGUGAUGCAGCAAGUUAUGAAUGAUGAAGGAGGAAACAAGUACAAACUACCACAUAUGGCCAAGGAUAGAUUGGCUAGACAAGGAGCACUACCAGUGUGUCUAAAUGUACCACAUACAUUGGUGGAGAAGGCAGUAAGGGUCCUUGCCCAAGCUACUGGACAAAGUGAACAGCAAGACCAGCCUGAGUUCAUGCCUGAAGAUGGAGAAGACUUCUCAUCUUCAGAGAUGAACUAAGUGNUAUUCCUUGUGGGAGAGGAGCCUUGGAAUGUGUUGGACCACGCCAUCCCCUUGGUCAAAACCAGAGUGGCUGCCCAUGUCAAAACCAGGAACCCAGUCUCUGCCCUGCCCCUCCUCUGGCCCAGCCUCCUGCUCUUCAUCGGAUUCGCUCCCAAAUCCUCGCAUGGGCUCGUCAUCCAACGAGCUUUCCUCAUAU
Molecule: messenger RNA, 1058 nt
Organism: Cuscuta campestris
Lineage: Eukaryota; Viridiplantae; Streptophyta; Magnoliopsida; Solanales; Convolvulaceae
Source: the annotation of a GenBank genome assembly